Schistocerca nitens (vagrant locust) is the source of this 832-nucleotide messenger RNA. RefSeq names its product protein roadkill-like. Gene Ontology annotation, molecular function: ubiquitin protein ligase binding. The transcript is spliced from 4 exons. The record is from RefSeq and is a predicted model, not a curated record. Gene Ontology annotation, cellular component: nucleus; cytoplasm. Gene Ontology annotation, biological process: proteasome-mediated ubiquitin-dependent protein catabolic process; regulation of proteolysis. NCBI's taxonomy places the organism in Eukaryota, Metazoa, Arthropoda, Insecta, Orthoptera, Acrididae. Bases 80 to 790 code for a protein of 236 amino acids.
GUGUGAAGGCGUGACUCCGCAUUUUGUGCUGCAGCUUCCGAGUUGAUAUCUACUUCUCCGUUAAUAAGGACCUUCCGCCAUGUCGGCAGCUGCUGAGGUUCAGAGGACGGCGGCCGUGGACCUGGGCGCCCUGCUAGACGCGGGCGAGGGCGCGGUCGUGACGCUGGUGGCGGGAGAGACGCGGCUGGCGGCGCACCGCGCGGUCCUGGCCGCCAGGAGCCCCGUGUUCCGGGCCAUGUUCCAGCACGACACGCUGGAGGCCAGCUGCGGCGAGGUCAGAAUGGCGGACGUGGAGGGACCCGUCCUCAGGCAGCUGCUGUCUUACAUGUACACCCUGCAGGCACCCCAGCUGACCGACACGGCCCCGGAGCUGUUGACGGCAGCCGACAGAUACGGCCUGUCCUCCCUGAAGGCCGCCUGCGAACAGCAGGUGGUGGCGCAGCUGGAGGUGGAGACGGCGGCGGCUGCCGCUGUGCUGGCGGUGAGGCACUCGUGCCCCAGCCUAACUGCGGCCACCGUCCACUUCAUAAGGGCCCACGCAUUUAAAGUAAUGGCGACACAGGGCUGGGCAGACGCCGUGCUCGAGUACCCAAAAGACAUCGUCGAAGUCAGUCGGCUGCUUGGUGAGCCACCAGCAGAAGCCAGCGCGGGCCGUGGCUCCAGCAUUCCCAGCACCGCCACUCGGCCACUCGGCGACCCCGGACGCUCUCCUGCCGCGGCUGCCCGCCACGCUCCGCCGCCUCCAGACGACGCGGCCGUCUCUCGCCUGCGGAGAGAGGGAGCAGGCUGAUAGAGGCGGCCGACCAGGGCGCGGCGGAGCGGGUGCGCGAGU